Molecule: messenger RNA, 2300 nt
Organism: Austrofundulus limnaeus
Lineage: Eukaryota; Metazoa; Chordata; Actinopteri; Cyprinodontiformes; Rivulidae
Gene: vps33b
Product: VPS33B late endosome and lysosome associated
Exons: 23
Coding region: 332-2179 (615 amino acids)
Biological process (GO): vesicle-mediated transport
Source: RefSeq, a predicted model, not a curated record
CUUUAGCUACGGAAGCACGUAGUCAAUAGUGUUAGUUAAAUUGCUUUUCUAAUACCUAAACAGACAAUUAAUAACUGUUUUUUUUUUUCGUUAUAUAAUGAGUUGAUUUGUGUGAAAUUAUUUUACGCCAAAGUCAUUUUUUAUUGUUAAUUUUAGUCUUAUAACCGAAGGUAACAGAUGUGUUUUUAGAUUUCAAGCUAACAGCAGAUAACUGGGUUUCCUGCAACAUAGGCUUGUUUCUGUUGCCGGAUGCCUCUCUGAAACCACUUGUUUCCACUUUUAUUUUGAACUAUUUUUGCGCUAGUAGUGGCUGAAAGACUGUUGUCUCAGAAUGGCUCACGGUGUCAGGAGAGAUUCCCCGGAGUUCCCAGAUUUCUCCUUGCUCAAGAGACUGGUCAGAGAUCAGCUCAUCUACCUGCUAGAACAGCUGCCGGGGAAGAAGGACCUUUUUAUUGAAGCCGACUUGAUGAGCCCACUAGAUCGCAUUGCAAAUGUGUCAACACUAAAGCAACACGAUGUUGAUAAACUCUACAAAGUAGAAAACAAACCUGUUCUCAGUGCCUCAGAUCAGCUCUGUUUUUUGAUCCGACCAAGAAUACAAACUGUCAAAUGGAUCUGUGACGUGGUGAAUGCAGACAAGGCAGCAGGAAAAUUUAGAAGAUACAAGAUCAUUUUCACCCCUCAGAAGUUUUACGCAUGUGAUGCUGUGUUGGAGGAGCAGGGGAUUUUCGGUGAUGUGACCACUGACGAGUGGGCUUUCCACCUCCUUCCACUUGAUGAUGAUAUCAUCAGUCUAGAGCUGCCCGAGUUCUUUCGAGACAACUUUCUGGCAGGAGACCAGCGAUGGGUGAGGACAGCWGGGAGCGCUCUGCGCCUCCUCCACUCCCUCUACGGCCCGUUCUCUAAAAUCUACGGCAUCGGCCGCUGUUCUAAGAUGACAUACGAGUCGUGGAGGAAGCAGGUCGAAGMGGAGGAACAAAAACCUCGAAAAGCUGAAAUCGGGAAUGUUUUUCUUAUCGAUCGAGAUGUGGAUUUUGUCACUCCUCUCUGCUCACAAGUCGUCUACGAAGGCCUCGUAGAUGAUAUAUUUAAAAUCAAAUGUGGAUGUGUGGAGUUCGGUCCUGACGUUACCUCGUCUGAUAAAAGUGUAAAAGUCAUGCUGAACUCUCAUGAUAAGGUGUUCAAUGAAAUCCGAAAUGAGCAUUUCUCCAACGUCUUCGGGUUCCUCAGUCAGAAAGCCAAGAACCUCCAGACUGCAUAUGAUAAGCGUCAGGGCAUGGACAUAAAGCAGAUCAAGGCGUUUGUGUCAGAUGAGCUGAAGGGGUUAAAGCAGGAGCAUCGGCUGCUCAGCCUACACAUCGGUGCCAGUGAAUCUAUAAUGAAGAAGAAAACAAAGCAGGACUUUCAGGAGCUGUUGAAGACUGAACACUGUUUACUUGAAGGGUUUGAAAUCCGUGAAAGCAUCUCUUUCAUAGAGGAGCACAUCAACAGACAGGUCUCCACAGUUGAAAGUCUUAAGCUGCUAUGUCUUUUGUCAGUCACAGAAAACGGGCUCCUGCCAAAAGACUACCGGUCAUUAAAAGCACAGUUUCUUCAGAGCUACGGAGUGGACCACCUGCUCACAUUUUCUAACCUAAGGCAGCUGGGCCUGCUGGUGGAGCAGCAGCCAGGGGAAACUCUUACUGCUAUGGAGAGCAAAGUGGGCAAACUGGUCAAUGACAAGACUGCAGGAAAGCUUACUGAUGCAUUUUCCUCACUGGCAAAGAAAGGCAAUUUCAGAGCUUUGAGCCGAAAGCUCAACCUGGUGCCAAAGUCAGAUGAAGAAUAUGACCUGCGUGUUCCUCGAGACAUGGCCUACAUCUUCAGCGGUGCUUAUGUCCCCCUGAGCUGCAAACUCAUCGAGCAGGUGUUGGAGCGAGAUGGUUGGACUGGCCUUGAAGAAAUAACCAGGCUGCUUAAUGGGAAUGAAUUUGCUGUAACAGGCAGCAGUGGAGCUGAUUCAAAGCAGAACGAUGCUCGGCGCAUCAUUCUGGUCAUGUUCCUCGGCGGAUGCACCUUCUCUGAGAUCUCAGCCCUGCGGUUCCUUGGCAGAGAGAGAGGUUAUAAGUUUAUUGUGGUAACAACUGCAAUUACAAAUAGUUCCAGACUCAUGGAAGCUCUGCUGGACCCACCUGUGUGAAAUCUGUCAGUAAUACUACAAUGAAUACAACAUGUCACAUUCCCCACAACAUAGAAUGUACGCUUUUAUUAUUUGUCCGACAAACAAAAAUGUAAAAAGUGAAUAAAUGUGUUUUUAAGCA